This is a messenger RNA of Elgaria multicarinata webbii, 1778 nucleotides long. Its product is annotated as Krueppel-like factor 5. Lineage: Eukaryota; Metazoa; Chordata; Lepidosauria; Squamata; Anguidae. The transcript is spliced from 4 exons. Gene Ontology annotation, molecular function: DNA-binding transcription factor activity, RNA polymerase II-specific; RNA polymerase II cis-regulatory region sequence-specific DNA binding. Gene Ontology annotation, biological process: regulation of transcription by RNA polymerase II. The record is from RefSeq and is a predicted model, not a curated record. Bases 155 to 1450 code for a protein of 431 amino acids.
UAAGGCUACAGAGCACCUGGAUUCCUCAAGAUUAGCAACAGGCAGGGAGGCAUGCUUCACAGUGCCUGAUCGCUACAUUGUCCCAAAACUUGUUUUUCUUCUCUGAUUUGUGUUUCGCAACUCGGCCAGGUGGGAGUAGGGGAACGCAGGCAGGAUGAGUAGCAGUGGGCUUCUCUUAAGUACCCCAAUAUCAGACGAAAGUACGGCGUUUACGCUACUCAAGCCCGUCACAAUGUCCAGGGACCCUGCCGAAGACACGGCGGUCUUCGAAGACAUCAAACCACCCAUACAGAUCCUGGAGAAUCAACAGCAUUUGGCACAGGCACGGUCUGAAAUGGACAAGUACCUCGCUGGCCAAGCGCUACCAGUGCCCAUGUUACCAGACAAGAAAUACCGCCGGGAGAGCGCCUCGGUGGUGGACGAAUAUUUCUCCACCGAGAAACCUCCUUCCGCCCCCUACAGCGUGAACAUCAAUGUGAUCCUGCCAGACACCACGCACCUGCGCACGGGCCUCUACCGGCCUGCCAAGCCCGUUGCGCCCUUUCCCCAGGUCAAAAUGGAACCUGGUACCUGCUUCGCCCAACCUUGCUCUUCCGCCGCCAGGGCCACCCAGACUCUGCCAGACUUCACCAGCGUCUUCAGCAUGCCACAGUCGGUGGCAGUGAACAGCAUCUUUGUCAAGCAAGAGAUGCCAUCUGAAAUCCCGCUGUCCUCAGGCCUGCUGUACCAGUUGCCCGGCGGCGGCGGCAGCGGUGGCGAGAUGACCACCAUGGCGCAUUCCACGUGCGGCACCACAGCCAUCAGCGCCAUCAACGGUGUUGCCAUGUCCACCGGCAGCUCCUUGCUGGACUCCAGGCCUCUUACCCGGCCAAUCCGGCCCAGCGGCCCGGCCAAGCCAUUCCCAGAGCAAGGCAAUUUCAACAUGCCAGGAGAAUUCUACCCUGUACCGGAAGUGACCCUGCCCCCUUCGCCCCCCAACUCGCAGCCCGGCAGCCCUGAGAACCAGCCGGAGCUCAUCAACGCCAUCUCACCUCCGCCCCCCUACGACGCCACGUUUGGACUGAAACUGGCCCCGCCAGGCCAGAUGCCUUCGCUUUCAAACGGCCUGGCCACCCUCUCCCAAGGACACGUCAUCCUGCAAACGCCCAAGUACAACCGGAGGAACAACCCAGAGCUGGAGAAGAGGAGGAUCCACCACUGCGAUUACCCUGGUUGCACAAAGGUUUACACCAAAAGUUCGCACCUGAAGGCACAUCAGAGGACUCACACAGGUGAGAAGCCCUACAAGUGUACAUGGGACGGCUGCGACUGGCGCUUUGCCCGCUCCGACGAGCUCACCCGGCACUACCGCAAACACACAGGGGCCAAACCUUUCAAGUGCCUUGCUUGCGGGCGCUGCUUCUCCCGUUCGGACCAUCUGGCUCUGCACAUGAAGAGGCACCAGAACUAAAGACGGAAGCUUCUGCAUCCAAGCCGUGCGGGCCCUCGCCCGCUUUGUACAUACGAACCCAACUGCACUGUGAUCAAAGACCACACAUCUGGCUCCCAGCUUCACUUCGUUGACGCCUCCAACGCUCUUGACUUUAUUUCUCUGGAAGAAAAAAUAAGCCACAGAUGGGGAAAGAUCCUUUUUCCUACCCAAGAAGUGUUUCUUGUGCUCAGAAAGCACCCUAUUUAUUUCUGCUUCUCUGAAACUAUGAAACGCCAUGCCUCUUUGGGCAUAGCCAGGCUCAGGACUGCAGCAAGACAACACUGGGAUCUUUGGCCAUUGUCUAAAA